Molecule: messenger RNA, 1132 nt
Organism: Durusdinium trenchii
Lineage: Eukaryota; Dinophyceae; Suessiales; Symbiodiniaceae
Source: the annotation of a GenBank genome assembly
AUUCCAGGCAAACAGCCCCAAAACAGUGCCCAUACCCUCAAAACGCCGCAAAAUGAGAGCGUUUGCCUGGAAUGGGCAAAGACUAUGUGUGGUGUGGUCCGUAAUUUGCUUCCUGUCAUUCGGAACUGCCUCGAACCACACUCAGACUGCCUGCCACUCGCCACUCUCGAACCUGCCAGGCGGGGGCUUCUGGGCCCAUGCGGACCCGGAUCAAACGUCGUGACUGGCAGCGACCAAAAUCGGGGCAGCCGUGGCAGCCUCUUCAACCCCUGCACCCAAACGAAGAACCCGUGUUAUACCCACAACAGUACUUUGAAGAACCACACACUCGAAGGUGUGUCCCCACACUCGAUAUAACCCCUAUCCUUGUCGAGGGGUGCGGUCCUUUUUUUGUCGGGGCGCUGGAUUUUUGUUGUCGAGGAGGUGAGGUCAUGGUUAUAGUCGAGGCUAUAACACGGCCUCGACCGCUUUACAUACCUUACUCCUGGCUUCUUAGGCACUUCUAGUUCAGUACGCAUUUCCCGAGUGUGUGAGUGUGUGUGCCCCUGUAUGUUUCUCCACACCAGCCUCCAAGGCUGUUUCCGAGGCAGUUGGAUUGUUCAGCACUUUUCACCCGAGUCUUUGCCAUAUUCCGCGCGCCAUGACUUUGGGUGGGCUUUGUCGAAGCGUCGCUGUCGCUGGUUUCUCUUUGCAACUGCAGGCUUUGUCAAUUUGAUGCGACCAUGGCCAUUUACAGUCAUUUACAUCUCAAAGUCUACUUGAUUGAUUGUGGUAGGGUGGAGGCCGUUGCUAUACCUUAUGUUUGUGGUUUGACCCAUUUUUGUGCAUUUGGCCGCGCAGGGAGGCGCACGCGACGCUGCCGAAGGGAGGAAUCGGAGGCAGAGCUCCAAAGCCAAGAGUCACUCCUGCGCAGCUGCCUCAAGCGCUGUGCCAUUGAGUCCUCCAGCUCCUACGAGGCAGUUCUUCGUCGCCUAAAGAAGGCCAUGGAGACAAACGCGCCGAGGCCAUUGAAUCGCAACGAGAUGGUGAUAAGGCUUGAACAGGCACUACGGCUGGACAUGGAGUGCCGACAAGGACAGGUCCGCGUUCGCAAACUUCGGAGCUUUGAAGAUUUGGGGAUUCUUUGAGCGUG